Messenger RNA from Cicer arietinum (chickpea), 1786 nucleotides. RefSeq names its product aspartate aminotransferase 1. Gene Ontology annotation, molecular function: pyridoxal phosphate binding; L-aspartate:2-oxoglutarate transaminase activity. Gene Ontology annotation, biological process: biosynthetic process; amino acid metabolic process. The record is from RefSeq and is a predicted model, not a curated record. Lineage: Eukaryota; Viridiplantae; Streptophyta; Magnoliopsida; Fabales; Fabaceae. Gene Ontology annotation, cellular component: mitochondrion.
AUAUAUAGGAGAGUUUUCAAUUCGACAAAAUCACGGAGUAUAUUUUGUUACGUAUUAUUGUUACUAGUGCUGUAGUUUACAAAUUUAAUUACUAAUACUUUAUAGGGACCCCAACCUACCCAAAAGCAAACCACGGAAGUAAUACAUAUAUACAAGAUGCGCCCACCGGUUAUUCUCGAACCUUCCACCACCUAUUCUUCUAACUCCUCUUCUUAUUCUCCAAGCAGCGAUCGAAGGCUAAACACUAUUGCAAAACACUUUGUUAAUCACGUCCAAAUGGAUUCUCACAACAUUUCUCCUUCUCCAACUGCUUCUUCCGAUUCCGUCUUCGCUCAAAUCGUUCGUGCUCCCGAAGAUGCUAUCCUCGGGGUAACUGUCGCUUACAACAAAGACACUAGUCCAAUUAAGCUCAAUUUGGGUGUUGGUGCUUACCGAACUGAGGAAGGUAAACCCCUUGUGUUGGAUGUAGUGAGGCGAGUUGAACACCAACUAUUCACCGACGGGUCACGCAACAAGGAAUAUAUUCCAAUUGUUGGGCUAGCUGAUUUUAACAAAUUGAGUGCUAAGCUUAUUUUUGGUGCUGACAGCCCUGCUAUACAAGAGAACAGGGUUACCACUGUUCAAGGCUUAUCUGGUACUGGUUCAUUAAGAGUUGGGGGUGAAUUUUUGGCUAAACACUAUCACGAACGGGUUAUAUAUUUGCCACAGCCUACUUGGGGCAAUCAUAUAAAGGUUUUUACCUUGGCUGGUUUAACUGUCAAAACAUAUCGAUACUAUGCUCCAGCAACACGAGGGCUUGAUUUUCAAGGACUUCUAGAGGAUCUUGGUGCUGCUCCAUCAGGAUCUGUUGUUUUGCUACAUGCAUGCGCACACAACCCUACUGGUGUUGAUCCAACACUUGAACAAUGGGAGCAGAUUAGGCAGAUGAUAAGAUCGAAAUCUCUGUUACCUUUCUUUGACAGUGCUUAUCAGGGUUUUGCCAGUGGAAGUCUAGAUGCAGAUGCACAGCCUAUUCGUUUGUUUGUUGCUGAUGGUGGUGAGUUGCUGGCAGCCCAGAGUUAUGCAAAGAACAUGGGUCUUUAUGGUGAACGUGUCGGUGCCUUGAGCAUUGUAUGCAAGUCAGCCGAUGUUGCAAGCAGGGUUGAGAGCCAGCUGAAACUUGUGAUUAGGCCCAUGUACUCAAGUCCUCCCAUUCAUGGUGCAUCCAUUGUGGCUGCCAUUCUCAAGGACCGGGAUUUGUACAAUGAAUGGACUAUUGAGUUGAAGGCAAUGGCUGAUCGCAUCAUCAAUAUGCGCCAACAACUUUUUGAUGCUUUAAGGGCUAGAGGCACACCAGGUGAUUGGAGUCACAUUAUCAAGCAGAUUGGAAUGUUUACUUUCACAGGAUUGAAUCCUGAGCAAGUUUCCUUCAUGACUAAAGAGUACCAUAUAUACAUGACAUCUGAUGGGAGGAUUAGCAUGGCUGGCUUGAGUUCCAGAACAGUCUCACACCUUGCGGAUGCAAUACAUGCAGCUGUAACCCAAGUUGCCUAAAUUUUACUGACCGCAGUUUUCAGCUCAACUCGUCCUUGAUGGUUGGAUUUCAUACUUUUGUGUAAUAAUUAAAAUCUCAUCAACAAUAAAAUUUUAUUUAUAUAUAAAAAUUAUAUUUUAAAAAACAAUGAAGCCUUGGAUUUGAUGGGUGAAUUACAAACAACUUUUCUGCCCACGGGGAUCCUGAUGCUUUACUUAAGAGAUUUUCCUUUGUUAACUUGUGGCAGGUAUGUAGGAAAUCGUUUUUAUGUUC